Molecule: messenger RNA, 1290 nt
Organism: Stegodyphus dumicola
Lineage: Eukaryota; Metazoa; Arthropoda; Arachnida; Araneae; Eresidae
Source: RefSeq, a predicted model, not a curated record
AUGUGGGAAGAUAUGAGCUACCGGUCUCGUAGCAUCGGUUACAGAACUAAAAAGUGGAAUGACUUAGAAUGGGAGCUUCAUCUAGAGCAACCAGCAAAAAGUUCAAGGUCCAGAACCGCUAGGUGGCAGUGCGGCGAUAAUAAGAAACUGAAGAAGCUCAUUUCCAACUUUUCUAAGAAUUCAAGUGCCCACGGGACGGCGUACAUCUGCGACAGUAGCAGUGGUACUUCAAAGUUCAUGAAGAUCGUCUACAAGGUGCUUUUUGUGUUGUGCUUGAUGAAUGUGGUGGGCAGCAUCGUCUUCCUACUUCAGGAAAGCCUCAGCAAGGAGUCCAUUUACAUUAACAGCAUCAAUAAAGAUUCGGUUGCAGGAAUGGUUGAAGACCCUGACUACUUUCCUCACUAUCCACGUGUCACGAUAUGCCGGAGACCUUCCUACAGAACAGAUCUCAAUUCCAGCCUGUUGCAACUUCUCGAAUACGCUAACAUCGCUCUCGGAUUUCCGUUCUCCGGGCUUACCCCAAAAGAAAUCAGUGAUCUGAUAUUAGUUGCCAGACAUCGCAUUAAUGCUAACCGUGGCCGUUUACCACCGGACGUGGUGGAUUUUCAAGAAACACUCGAUAAUCUCCAAAUCGAAUACGACAAGUACAAAAAUUCCACCGAAGAUUUCAAUCUGAAAAAUUUUGUAAACGACAACAGUUAUAAAUGUAAUGAAAUUUUCAUCGACUGUGUGGCUCUCGUCUUAAAAAUGAACUGCUGCGAAGUUUUCCUUCCCUCUCUGACACCGCUUGGGCUCUGUUACGAAAUGGUCCUUGACGAACAGAUCUUACAGACGAUGGCAAAUGCCAAGGUCCAUUUUACGUUAUCAAUCGACUUGAAAAAUCCUCCACAUAUAGAUCGACCUUUGGAAGAAGGGUUCUUGGUUGGGUUCAGCGAUCCGAAUGCCGAAGGCACCGGCGCCAUGAUCCAGGAUGUGGAAAUGGCCAUUCCUAACUACCUGACAUACCUAAAAGUAAAACUCAUCAGGACAGAAAGAAAUGCCUUGCACACUGCCUGGCACGGCUUAACCGAGAGUUGUCCCUCCAUGCCUGAAUUCGAGGACAUGAACUCAACAUACGGCAACCGUUACUCUUUGCAAACUUGUGACAUUCAUUACUUGAUGUCCAUCUUCGUAAAGUACUGCGAGUGCCAAGCCGUAGUAUUCCCAGGUAAUACCACUAGAAGGUUAUGCGAUCCAGCAGACAUAUAUCACUGCGUUCUUGUUGCUUACGCCAAAGAUAAUCGUAAGUAA